Molecule: messenger RNA, 8728 nt
Organism: Centropristis striata (black sea bass)
Lineage: Eukaryota; Metazoa; Chordata; Actinopteri; Perciformes; Serranidae
Gene: mideasb
Product: mitotic deacetylase associated SANT domain protein b
Exons: 13
Coding region: 1432-4773 (1113 amino acids)
Biological process (GO): regulation of transcription by RNA polymerase II; negative regulation of DNA-templated transcription
Cellular component (GO): histone deacetylase complex; transcription regulator complex
Molecular function (GO): transcription corepressor activity
Source: RefSeq, a predicted model, not a curated record
GGCAACAGGAAGAGUCCUGUCGUGGGAGGAAUCAGCAUGUUUUUCCUCUCAUGUUGUCUUUUAUUUGUCGUUUCAUGCACGCUUGCAGGCCUAUAGCAUGCCCCGCUUGUGUGCGGGCUGUGCCACACGAUCUGAUUUAAAUUAGGAAACGGCAAUGGAUUAGGGCGGCUAAUGAUGCUUGACAUGUUUUUUAAGCCAAUUUAACGUGUUACUUUGUGUAUUGGGCUAAACCCCAGGCUUGUGUAAGGUUGCACUUGUGAUGCGUCACGAUGAUCCCUCACCUCAGAUGGGAGUCUGUUUUAAUGCACAGAGACUGCUCACACAGCAUGGUCGCUCAGUAAGCUGUGUUUUGUUUGCUCAUUCUGCAAGAUAAUUGUGAUUUAUUUAUGUGCACUUUCUUCAUAGAGGAUGUUUUGUAGGGAUUCACAACAUGGUGUAAGAUCACAUGGCAUUGAUCGUGCACACACACUGUUUGUUAGCCACAUAGCAUGGUCAUUCAGCUUCUCCAGUCAGUUCAGUGGUGCCCCUGAGCCAGUGCAGGAUCUGAACAGCUGCAGCUGUCUAUUUUAAGAAGCGUGUGUUUUACUAGGCCACCAGAGUAAAGGGUGACAAUUAUCAGUCACUUCCUAGGUUGUCAGACAUGUCCGUGUUGCAGAGAUUCUGGUAUUAAUUCAUGUAAUCAGAAGGACAAAUUGUUUUUUGUCCUGCAAGAUGAAAUUUUUUUCUGCUUGACUGCUGCACAAGAUUUUUGUCUUAUACAGAUGGAGCAAGGAUGGAGAUUUUAACAGAAACAGUCAGGAUCUGUGCGCUUCUUGGAAUUUGGCAGAAUGCACUGUGUCAAAAAUCUGCUCCAAAACCUUGCCAUGAUAUUAUUUUUUUAUUUUUUUCUGAUAAUCACCACGGGUUACCAUGGCAAUUGUCAAGAUCCCCUAUAAGCUAUCAAAGCCUGCAAGGCCAUUUGGACUUUCUUUUUUUUCCCUCGCAGAGAUCGUUCAUUCAUUGUGACUCAUGCUUGCUCACUUUCAGUUGCCCUUCCUUUUUGAGUCUGCAGCCACAGUUCAAAGGCCAUGGCUUCCCUCUUUUAAGAUCAGAUGAGUCACACGGUUGUAAACAGAGGUUUCUAUCACAUUUAACUUGCUGUCUGUUCUGUAGUUUGGCGGGAAAGGGGGCUUCUGUUACAGGGUGUUGCCCAUGAAUGAGAAAAACACGCGGACUUCUUCAGAUCUGCUCACCCCAGGCCGACGACCUCUGAGUGGGUCACAAAGCACUUCAGAGGGGAAGAGAAGAUUAUCUUGGUUGACCUUACGACUGCUGACUCAGAUGUCAAUGUAGUUCUGCAGCUUUGUUUUUUUUGGAUUGAUAUAUUCAAGUGAUCCAGUGGAAAAUUAACAUCUGGUUUGGUUGAAAACAUUCACCUGGCUCGGCUUCUUCAUGCCCGUCAUGAGUGUACCAGCUCAGCAGAAACCAAGCGCCAAAAGAACAGGCAAACGCAUCACGUUUUUCAACGAACAAAGCAUAGCAAUGAAGGAGACGUCUCAACACCCCGAGGGGUCCUACUAUGUCCCUGGCGGCACUGCCUCAGACCCCGGACAGAGCGAAGCUGCAAGUACUGUGACUUCCAAUCCAGAGGCCCCUCACAUGUACCUGAACUCUGUUAUUUUCAGCCCGGAUAAGGGUGACCAGAGCAGGGGUCAUUAUCAGCAGACCGUGCCUAUGAAAUGGGCCCACCAGGAGCCCAAUCAGCAGCAGCCAUCUCUGGCCCAGCAGCAAAGAGCUGCCUCCUGGAAUACCAUGCCUAACUGGGGACAAAACUUUGCCAAUUACAUCGGAGGUGUUAAUGUAACAGACUCAAGGACACAGAAUGCAUUCGUGAAGUCGAUGCAUGAGACUUCUGGCUUACAGCCACAUCAACAGCCCCCUAACAGAGCUGCAGAUAAGCCAAACCCUGCAGCAGAAGCAUACAGGGAUGCUGUUAAGGCUCGGGGACUGGAUUGGGAGCAGCAGCAGUCCCAGGCCUUUCAGGAGACUUUGAAACCCGGGGCACUAAACACCCAACAGCACAGCACAUCUCACCCAGGUGGGAGUUCAGUGUUGCAGCCCUUCCAGUUGGCCUUCGGUCAGCCCAAGCAGCACCUGCCGGCAUACUACCAGACCUUUCAAGGCAACAGGACGACCCUACCUAACCCACCUAACUACUCAACACAAGCCAAACCACCACACCAGUUGCAGCAGCUGCAGAAGCAAGAGCAAAUCCAACGUCAGCAGCAGCAGCAACAUCACAUAAUCCAGCAGCAAAUUCAGCAGCAGCACCAACAACAAAUGCAGCAGCAACAGAUCAUUCAGCAUCAACAGCAUGUACAGCAGCAGCUUCAACAGCAGCAACAAAUACAGCACGAGCAGCAGCAACAAAAGAUACAGCAACAACAGCAGCAGCAGCAGCAACAGCUCCAAAUUCAGCAGCAAAUGCAACAUCAGCAGUUGCAACAACAAAACCCUCAUGUGCUUGACUAUUACCCGGGUGCACAAAAUGCACACCCUCACCCGCAUCCACAGCCUGCGGUGGUACACUCCCAGGAGCCCUCUGCUCCAGCUCCCCCAAAGAUCCAGGAACCAAUUAUCCAGGACAUCACCCCAGAACCCCAGCAGCCUUCAGAUCCGCUGCCGCCCAUCCUCCAGCCCGAGACCCUGUCCCAGUCACAACUGCAGACACAAUCCCAGACGCAGCUUCGCAGGUCACGGCGGCUCUCGAAGGAAGGCGGGGCGCCGUCAGACAACCCUUUUCUCUCCGCCUCUUCGGAUCAGGCAGCCCCGGGGCCGCAGGGCUCCCAGAACGGGGCCCGCGACAUCCAGGCAGCACCGACAGGCGUCAUCCAGAGCACACGGAGGAAACGCAGGGUGUCCCAGGAGGUCAACCUGGAGACCCUUGCUCAGAAGGCCUCGGAAAUGGAGUCUCUACCCUCACAAGUUCUAAAGGAGCCCCACCGGCCGUGGAGUCCCACUGAAACAGGCGGUCUGAGCACCAAGCGGCCCAGAGACGACAGCCUCCUCCCACUCGUCAUCCCCGUGUCUGUUCCAGUGCGAAGGCAGGAAGCCUCCUCUCCCGACAGAGAUGAAGCAGCCCUGGCCUCCAACUGGCCCCCCAGGCCUUCAAACCCCCAGGACCCCAACCGUCCCGACCACAAGCCCUCGGUCAUCGUCACCCGGAGACGAUCUCUCAGGAACUCCUUGUCAGAGAGCUCAGAGCAGAAUGGAAGAACAGAAGGGGAGAAAGACGAUGACGGCAAAAAGUCUAAACGGCGCCCCCGGCCCGAGCCCCUUUUCAUCCCACCGCCUAAACCUGGUUUAUUCAUCGUCCCUCCUGUCUACUCCAGCAUCACACCCUACCAGAGCCACCUGCGUUCCCCCGUCCGCCUCGCCGAAAACCCCCUCACCAUUCCCCCUUACACGCCUCCGCCAAUCCUCAGCCCCGUCCGCGAGGGCUCCGGCCUCUACUUCUCCACUUUCCUUUCCUCUGCUGCAGCCAGCGGGACGGCCCUGCCGCCUCCUGCCACGCCCAAGUCAGCAACACGCAGCCUGUUGCGCUCCAACAGCUGCGACAUCACACCACCGGUUCUGUCUUCUAUGAACGAGGCCACUCCAGUCAGCAUAGAGCCACGGAUAAAUAUUGGAUCACGGUACCAGGCCGAGGUGCCAGAGCUGAGGCAGCGGUCAGCUGUCGAGCUGGAUCAUCAUCGAGCGGAGCUGGUCUGGGCUCCGCUGAAUGAACUGGAGGAAAAACCUGACUUCCAGCAGAAAGUGGAAGACCUUAUGCACCUCGCCUGCUCCAGCGUUUUGUGUGGUGGAGGCACCAACCAGGAGUUAGCCCACCAUUGUCUGUACGAGUGCAAAGGGGACAUAAUGGCCGCUCUGUCGCUGCUUAUGCUGAGGAAUCCAGUUUUCAACAAGUCUCAUCAUCUGGCCAACUACCACUACUCAGGAUCAGACAGCUGGACCACAGCUGAGAGACGCCAGUUCAACAAAGGCAUCACCACGUUCAAGAAGGACUUCUUCAUGGUGCAGAAACAGGUGACCACAAAGUCGGUGGCGCAGUGUGUGGAGUUUUACUACACGUACAAGAAACACGUCAAGAUCGGCCGCAACGGGUUGCUGAUCUACGGCGAGCUGGAGCCUCUGGAGGGCAAGAACGCCGAGGAGGAGACGGAACAGAAGCAGGGAUCUCACAGACUGGAGCCUCAGAGGGAGGAGGACAGCAGGAAGUGGGAAGGGUCAGCUGACAGGAAACAGGAUGCCGGCCCCACCAGAGUGACACACACGCUGCCGCCCGCUGAGAAUCCGGGAACCGUCCUGAUCAUGAAGGGCCAGGAGGACGCGGGGACGAGGGAGCAGCCGCUGGCCUGGGUCACCCACCCCCCUCAGCCGCCCCCUCCCGCCUCCAAACCCCGCUACGAGAGCAACGCGCGCAAGACGAGCCCUUCGACGGGCAACAAAGGCUCAGCCGGUCCGGAGGGAGAGUUCCCCUGCAAGAAAUGUGGCAGGAUUUUCUACAAGGUGAAGAGCCGCAGCGCCCACAUGAAGAGCCACGCCGAGCAGGAGAAGAAGGCGGCGGCUCUGCGGCAGAAAGAGGCGGAGGAACGAGCGGCCGCAAAAGCCGCAGCCGAGGCGGCCGCCGUCCUCGCCGCGCGACAGCAGAACGGGACGCGGCAGAUGGGCGGAGACAGCACCAACGACGACACGUCAGACGCGGAGGACGAGGACGACGAGGACUGGCAGUGAGACAGAAGGGCGGCACACACACACUGACUGCACGUCGCAGCGUGGCUUCACUCUCUGGGACGGGGGGAGAGAUUUAAUUAUUUUUAAAAAUAAGAAUCUCUCCUUUUGUGUAUAUUUUGUGGAACAAGAAGACUUCCGUUGCUUGGCACAUUCAGGGAUGGAUUUACUCCCGUGUAUGUGUUUGUGAAUGUGUGGAUUGAGUGUGUGUGUGUGUGUGUGUGUGUGUGUGUGUGUGUGUGAGUAAUGAUGAGUGUGAAUGUGCUUUUUCUUCAAAUCGCCCCCUUUACUCUGCUUGAAAAGCUUUUCAAGAGUUACCUCUCUUGGUCACAGGGCUCGGUCAAAUCAAAGCCAUGCCGCAUCUCUCGGCGCUCUCCUGCUUCAACGCCAGGGCGCGGCCUUCCUCAGCACUUCGAGUCUCGCCCCGCUUUUCUCUCCGCUGGCGAGGAACUUGUUGGACCUUUUUCUUUUUUUCUGUUUUGUUUUCUCUUGAUGAGCCAUGCACGCGCUUGCUUUCGGCGAUGUGAAGACUGAACCCUGACAGCCGGGGCUGUGUGGAGAGGCGAGGGUCGAGCUGUUGGUUUCUCUUCUGAGACGGACAAAUAGACAGAUAGAUGGAUGGACGGACGGAUGGAUGGAUGGAUGGAUGGCAUGUGCAAACUGUUGCCUUUUGUUUUUCGCCGCUCUUCUGCACUCAAGGCUGCCAAAAGCUUUCUCAGACGCAUGAUGUGCACCAGAUGGGUUCUCCUCUCGUUCAUUUGGGCUUCAGUUCUGUGAAUCCCCCCCGCCCGCCCCCCCUUCAGCCCCCCGUCGUCACUUUUUUAUAGUUCCCCCGUUUGUUCCUCACUGUUGAUGCCUUGGAUGUUUUGAUGCUUUUUAUCUUGAAAUGACAAUCAAUUUUACACUGUUGUUGUUGUUUUUUUUUAUAUAUAUAUGAAUAUAUACAGGUAAACGUUACUUUUUUCUGCCUGUGUCGCUAUAUAUGGUUAUUGUUGUUGUUUUUGUGAAUAUUCUUGUUGAUGAUUAUUAUUAAUAUUAUUAUUAUUAUUAUAUCUUGGUUUUGGCUGCAAUUUAAUUGAGCGCUUUUCCGUACUUGUUCAUAGCUUUUUUUUUUCCUUUUUUUUUUCUUUUCUUUUCUUUUCUUUUUUAUUUAAACAUAAAACAAAAAUAAUGCUACUUGCUGCCUGUUUAUAACUGUGAGAUUUUUUUGGAAGCCAGAAAUGAAGAAAAGGCAGAAACGUAUGUGCAAUAGAACAAGUUGACCCCCCCCCCCCGUUACCAGAGCGUCCGAGCCCUCUCCCUCUCCCCGCCCUCUCAUGCUCACGGCUGGCUGCUCUGGAUGCCUCACUGUCAACCCUGUAACUGAUAGGAGCUACUGACUCAGACUGUUUAAAACCGCAGGUCGCCAUAGAUACACAUAACCGAGUGGGAAAGAAAAACAAACAAAUUCAAGGCAUGUUUUUUGAAACAGAUAUCAACGUUUAUGACAUGCUCACCACCCUGAAAUUGUAGUAAUAAUUUGCUGAUAUAAACAUGCAUAACGAGACACAGAAGCAUGUUUUUAACCAAACUGAACCCAGAAUUUGCAGGUUUUAACAUAAAACUUCAAUCGUUUUUUUUAUUGCUUUUUAAAACCAGAUAUAAAAUAUGAUUUCUACUGUCAUCAACAAAUGUGUUAAAAGAGGCAGAAACUUUCUUCACUGUUAACCAAAUUUAACCCAGAUUUUGCAGGUUUUAAAAGGACAUUUUCAAUGCAUAAGACAUUGAAGAUGUGCUUUUUAGCACCAAAUAUCAACCGUAAAAUAUCUUUUAAUUAUUUACUGUCAUUAGCAAACAGACUGAUAAGAGAGGCAGGUGUUACUGUACACCAAACUUAACCCAGAUUUUGAUGGUUUUACCAGGAGAUUUUGAAUGCAGCGCGUUCUCUUUGCUUUUUAGAAUCGGAUAUAAGAUGUCACCAGAUUAUUUACUGUCAAUAACAAACAGGAAUUAAAAGAGAAAUACAUUAUUUAUUGUAAACCCAGAUUUUGAAUGCAGAAUCUUUAAAUUUUUAAAACUGAUAUUAACAUAUAAAGGUGCUCCAUUUAGACAUUUCAGCUUCACUGCUCACUGUCCCACUCACUCUAAAUAUGUCAGUAAAUUAUUGACUUACAGGCAUUAAGAGAAGAGGAAGAAUUCUUUACUGUAAACCAAACUUAACCCAGAUUUCAAAGGUUUAAACAGACUUUGAAUGCCGACAUAUUUAUAAUGCAUGCAUUAUACAUCUAUAAUAUAUGUUCUCUCCUUAAACAUUUCAGUUUGACUUGUUUACACUUUUCCAUAGACUGUAAACAUGUCAGUUUAUUAUUUAUUGUCAUCGUACAUUGAGAGAGGCAGAUGAAUUAUUUAUUGUGAAUCAUACUUAUUUCAAAUUUUGCAGGUUUUUACAGGAGAGUUUGAAUUUUCUAUUUGUAGAUAUCAAUAUCUAUUAUAUGUGCUGUCUACCUAUACAUUUCAGCCCGUUUACAACAAACAGGCAACAAAAGCGUCCUUUUAUUUUAAACCAAACUUCACCCAAAAUUUGCAGGUUUUACCAGGAGAGUUUGAAUACAGUCACAAGACAUACAUCUAUAAUAUAUGAUCUCUGUACUCAAGCAUUUCAGCUUGACUUGUUUACACUUUUAACAUAUCAAUUAGUUAUUUACUGCCAUCUAAAGAUAUGCAUUGAGAGGCAGAAGCAUUCUUUCUGCAAACCAUACUUAAUUCAAAUUUUGCAGGUUUUUACAGCCGGUCCUGAGCACUGUUACAAGACUUAUAUUUUCACACUAAAAUCCAUGUUUGCUGAUAUUUUGGUGACUCUAAAUUAAAAACCUGCUGUGCAAGAAGGUUUUGGAGAAUGAAUAACUUUCUCUUGUGAUUCAAACUGUGUUCAGAUCGCUGACACUAACACACUCCGUUGAAACCUCGACUAUGUGGGUCAGCAGUUUACUCAAGGUCAGUGUGACACAGUUUACAGGCACACUGGGGAAACUAUUGAAUAAUUCAAUGGAAAAAAAUGUGCAAAUAUAUUAAAAUUUUAAAGCAGAUAGUGGGGAAAUUACAUCAGCUCAAUAUUUCAAGUGUUUAAUGUGUAUCUAUGGUUGGCUUUAUUCCUGUUUACCUUGUUGCUGAUAGCAGGCACUGCAUUGGACGUUGGAAACGGCAUGUUUUGAUCCGUGUAUCUCGACAUAUCUCGACGUUAAGCCCUUCGGCCCGGAGCCAGCUUCUGUUGCCGUUGCAACAAAUGGGUUAAAGGGUUAUUUUCCUUUAAAGGACAAACCGCAGUGGGGAAGUUGGGGGAGAAACGGCUCCAAUUACCAGUUACUCCACAAGUUAAACCUGGGUCUAUGCACAGACUGUGUGUGUGUGUGUGUGUGUGUGUGUGUGUGUGUGGACAUACUGUUACAAGUGUGUGUGAGAGAGAAGUCAAAUGUUAAACUGUACGCCAGUCAAUGAAAAAAAAAAAAAAGGUUUUGCAGACUGUUCACGUUUGGUAUGUUAAUUUAUAUUUCCUUUUUAUUUGGGCUUGUCUUGAGGUUCUCCGGGGGGAAAGUUGUUGUCACGAAAAAGGUUUUCAAGCUGUUUUAAUUAAAAAAAGAAAGAAAAAAGAAACAGAAUUAUGGAUGAAAUUGAGCCGUCGACACAAACAACACAGCUGUAAACUUUCCUCAUUUCAUCCAGUCUGUUAAGGGAAUUUUAAGGGGACAAAAUGUUUAUUUAGCUAAAGAUUAGAAGAAUAUAUAUGAAUGAAAUUCUAUGUUUGCAUACUUUCUAUGCUAUUUUCAUAUACGGGGUUCACACUAAUGAUGAUAAACGGAAAGGAAUCUCAAGUGCUUUUUACUACAGUGUAACUUAUUUGUUUCGAUUUGAUUUUUACCACCUGUGUUUUUAGUAAUGAUUUACGAAGCACUGUAUAUUAAAGUUUUAAAGUAUUCAUGAA